AUGGCGGUAGCUCAGAAACUUUACCCGCGAGGAACAGUCAAGCGUAUUGUCAAAGCCCACUCCAAUCGGAGCGUGAGCAAGAAUGCCGACAUACUGAUCUUUUUAGACUACAUUCUAUUCAUGCAAGAAUUAAUGCGCGAGGCAUCGAUUCGGUCGCAUAAGUCUGGAGAGAAAAACAUCUCAGCAAAUACCGUGCGCAAAGUUACUGAGGUGCGUUUGAAGUCGAUCUAA
Molecule: messenger RNA, 231 nt
Organism: Penicillium digitatum Pd1
Lineage: Eukaryota; Fungi; Ascomycota; Eurotiomycetes; Eurotiales; Aspergillaceae
Biological process (GO): mitotic cell cycle; kinetochore assembly; chromosome segregation
Cellular component (GO): kinetochore; nucleoplasm
Molecular function (GO): protein heterodimerization activity
Source: RefSeq, a predicted model, not a curated record